This is a messenger RNA of Amaranthus tricolor (Joseph's coat), 546 nucleotides long. RefSeq lists its product as uncharacterized. The coding region runs from base 1 to 546 and encodes 181 amino acids. The transcript is spliced from 5 exons. The record is from RefSeq and is a predicted model, not a curated record. NCBI's taxonomy places the organism in Eukaryota, Viridiplantae, Streptophyta, Magnoliopsida, Caryophyllales, Amaranthaceae.
AUGGAGCCGGAGGUUCUGAAAUCUGGAGGAGUACCGCCGGGAAGCUUUAAUGGAGAUUGGAGAUUGGAGAUUGGAGAUUGGAGAAUGGAGAAUGGAAAUGUGAAGAAACGAAGAGGACAAGACGCAAGACGGCGUACUGGAAAAGAGGGCAAGAGUGUUGAAGUAGCUGCUACUGCAAGAGAAGAAGAAAAUGAGCAAGAUAAAGGAGAAGAAAAUCAUGAAGAGGAACAACCUUUGCCAAAAACAACUGGGAAAAGAAUAAAAACUGUUGCUUCAAAAAAGAAAAAUGUAGAAGUAGUCACUACUGCAAGAAAAGAAGAUAAUGAGCAAGAUAAAGGAGAAGAAAAUCAUGAAAUAGAAGAGGAACAACCUUUGCCAAAAACAAAAGGGAAAAGAAUAAAAACUGAAAAGAAAAAAGUUCAAGUAGUUGCUGUUGCAAGAGGAGAAUACAAUGAGGACCAUGAAGAGAAUGUGCCAAAAGUGAACGUAAAUGCGGGAAUGGAAGAAGAACCUCCAUUACCAAUAACUAAACGAGAAAGAGUAUAA